Molecule: messenger RNA, 1746 nt
Organism: Ramularia collo-cygni
Lineage: Eukaryota; Fungi; Ascomycota; Dothideomycetes; Mycosphaerellales; Mycosphaerellaceae
Product: related to myo-inositol transport protein ITR1
Exons: 5
Coding region: 1-1746 (581 amino acids)
Biological process (GO): transmembrane transport
Cellular component (GO): membrane
Molecular function (GO): myo-inositol:proton symporter activity
Source: RefSeq, a predicted model, not a curated record
AUGGAGAAAGAGACCAUGGAGACUACUCAUAUCCAGAACGUAGAGGACAGUAGCUCAGAACAACACAGCAUCGUGUCUAUGCACGAGAAGCAGGAUGCCAUUCGAUCUGAAAGCAUCUCGAAGAACCUGGAAAACGAAGCCACGCAGAUAACCCACAGCAAUGGCUGCGAAGCUGAUGCAGUCAUUGACCAACUUGAGAAAGAGCUGAAGGCUCGCGGCGAUAAAAAGGGCAUUUUCGAUAUCGAAUUCAACAACCCAAAGCACUUCACAUGGCUUCUGGUCGCUUUCGCAUCCAUGGGUGGCCUCCUCUCAGGUCUUGAUCAGUCGCUCAUCUCAGGUGCCAACUUGUUCCUGCCGGUCGACCUAGGAUUGUCGGCCCAGCAAAAUUCACUUGUUAAUGCAGGCAUGCCGCUUGGUGCUGUAGCUGGUGCGCUCAUCCUUGGACCUUGUAACGAGUGGUUUGGUCGCAGAAGGUCCAUCAUCAUAUCUUGCAUCCUAUACACUCUCGGUGGUGGACUGGAGGYCGGUGCUAUCAGCUAUGGCAUGAUCAUCUCUGCUCGGUUUAUUUUAGGCAUGGGUGUGGGCCUUGAAGGUGGCACUGUACCAGUGUAUGUUGCCGAGACUGUUGAACGCCGACUUCGUGGAAACAUGGUAUCGCUAUAUCAGUUCAACAUUGCGUUGGGUGAGGUCCUGGGGUACGAUGUUGCGGCCAUGUUCCUUCACGUAGAAGGCAACUGGCGAUACAUUCUCGGAUCAAGUCUGGUAUUCUCAACAAUAAUGUUCUUUGGAAUGCUCUUUAUGCCGGAGUCUCCUCGAUACCUAAUGCACAAAGGCCGCCCUCUCGACGCUUACAAAGUCUGGAAAAGAAUCCGUGGUGUGAGAGAUAUUGAAUCGCGAGAGGAGUUCUACUUGAUGAAGGUCGGCACCGAGCAAGAGGCCGCUGAAGUUGCUGCUGGAACUGGAUCCAGGAGAUUCCCCUGGCUGGACUUUAUCACGCAACCACGGGCUCGCAGGGCUAUCGUCUAUGCGAACGUGAUGAUAUUGCUAGGGCAAUUGAGCGGUAUCAACGCUGUGAUGUACUAUAUGUCCACUCUAAUGGCUCAGAUUGGAUUCGAUAAGUACGAAGCCAACUAUAUGUCUCUUGUGGGCGGAGGUGCCCUUCUUAUUGGAACCAUUCCAGCGAUCUUCCUAAUGGAGACUUGCGGUCGACGAUUCUGGGCCAUUGCCAUGCUUCUUGGAUUCUUCAUUGGUCUCGUUCUCGUCGGAAUCUCCUAUCAUGUCAAGAGCCUUAUGGGCAUUCAAGGAGUGUACCUGACAGGAAUCAUCCUGUACAACAUGUUCUUCGGGUCUUAUGCUUGUUUGACUUGGGUCAUUCCCAGUGAAGUCUAUCCGACUUACCUGCGAAGCUACGGAAUGGUGACAUCGGAUGCGUUACUGUUCUUGAGCUCUUUCGUGGUGACGUACAACUUUACUGCGAUGCAGAAUGCUAUGACCAAGACUGGACUCGCAUUGGGGUUCUACGGGGGCAUCGCUGUACUUGGAUGGUUCUACCAGAUCUUCUUUAUGCCUGAGACUAAAGACAAAACUUUGGAGGAGAUUGAUGCCGUUUUCCAACAGCCUACGUCUGCGCUGGUACGCCAGAAUGCUGCAAAUGCAUGGCAGACUACUAAGGAUCUCUUCUCGCUUCGCUUUAGGAAGGUCUUUAUUGAAGGUAACACUCCUCGAAGAGCUAGCAUUGUCGAAUAG